CUCGCUCCUCCUGUCCUGAAUCUUCUAUCCUUCUCUCUCCCUCUGCCCAGUCUCCCCCAGUGUGGCUCUCGGUUUCGCUUCUCUCUGAUACUAUCGGAACUAUCUCUCCACUAUUGCUUCAGACCGGAUCGCACCUGGUCCGCUUUCCCCUUCUGCUCGUUCUCUACGUCCACCCUCAAGGAAUGCCGACAACCCCCUCCGUAUACGUCUGGCGCAAUCUUACGGUUCAAUUGCGGGUCACCCGCUCAAUCGACCUUUCGAAUUGCUUUGUUGAUCGAAGCGUGGAUUGAUAUUGGUCAAGUGAUAUUGGUGAAUUGAUACUGGCGAAAUUGGUACUGGUGAAUAGGCGACAACAUGGCGUGGGAUCACCUCGAUAUCGAUAAGCCGCAUCUGGCCUACAUGAUCCUCGGCGGUUUCACCGGCCUGUUCAUGCUCUGCUCCCUCUUCGUCAAGGAGAAACUCUACAUCGGCGAAGCUACCGUCGCCACUCUCUGUGGCAUCAUCUUCGGUCCCCAUGCCGCAAACCUCUUUAACCCCCUCUCCUGGGGCAACGUCGACAAGAUCACCCUCGAGUGCUCCCGCAUCGUCCUCGUCGUCCAAUGUUUCGCCGUCGGCGUCGAGUUGCCCAAGGCCUACAUGGGGCGCCACUGGAAGUCUGUCAUCAUGCUCCUCGGUCCCGUCAUGACCUGGGGCUGGCUCAUCACCAGUCUCUUCAUCUGGUGGAUGGCCGAGCCGCUGAGCUGGGUCGAGAGUCUCGUCUGCGCCGCCUGCGUCACCGCCACCGACCCCGUCCUGGCCUCCUCCGUCGUCGGUAAGGGCAAGUUCGCCAAGCGUGUGCCCAAGCAUCUGCGUGACCUCCUCUCCGCCGAGUCCGGCUGCAACGACGGCAUGGCUUUCCCCUUCAUCUACCUCUCCUUCUACAUCCUCCGCUACGCCUCCCAUCCCAGCGAGCUCGCCCUCCACUGGUUCUGCAUCUCCAUUCUCUACGAGUGCGUCGUCGGCGCCAUCUUCGGGCUGUCCAUCGGCUAUCUCGCCCGUCACGCCAUUCGCCUCGCCGAGCGCAAGGGCCUCAUCGACCGCGAGAGCUUCCUCGUCUUCUACUUCGUCCUCGCCGUCUUCUGCGCCGGCUCCGGCAGCCUUCUCGGCAUGGACGAUCUGCUCAUCGGCUUCUGCGCCGGUGUCGGCUUCAGUAACGACGGCUGGUUCACCGAGAAGACCGAGGAGUCCCACGUCUCCAACGUCAUCGACCUCCUGCUCAAUCUGGCCUACUUCGUCUACUUCGGCUCCAUCAUCCCCUGGGAGGACUACAACAACCACGCCAUCGGUCUCACCCCCUGGCGUCUCGUGGUCAUCGCCCUGCUCGUCAUCUUCUUCCGCCGCCUGCCCAUCAUGAUGCUCCUGAAGCCCGUCAUCCCCGACGUCAAAACCUGGCGCGAGGCUCUCUUCGCCGGCCAUUUCGGCCCCAUCGGCGUCGGCGCCAUCUUCGCCGCUAUCCUCGCCCGCGCCGAGCUCGAAAACGACAGCACCCAACCCCUGUCCGAGGCCGAGCUCCCCAAGGCCGGCACCAAGGACUAUUACGUUGUCCAGCUCAUCUGGCCAAUCACCACAUUCCUGGUCAUCUCCUCCAUCUUGGUCCACGGCUCCUCCAUCGCCGUCUUCACCCUCGGCAAGCGCAUCAACACCCUGACCGUCACCCUGUCCUACACCCAGGCCAACGAGGAGGGACCCUCGUGGAUGAACCGUCUGCCCCGCGUCCAGUCGCUCGCCAAGGGCUCCAUGUCCUUCCGCAAGACCGACGAGCUCGAAGACUCCACCACCGAGCCCGAGUACCCGCCCGGCACCCUGCCCCCGAUCGGUAUGCCCGGUAACUUCCUCCGCCGCCAACGCGACGAGGACGAGUCGCCCCAAGGCCGCACCCCGAGUCGCACCGCCCGUCGCCGCCGCCGCCACCGCGGGCGCUCCGACGGCGCCGGCGGACCCAUCAGCCAGUCCGCCAUCGCCCCCCAGCGACCCUCCGACAACGGUCUGGACGAGAAGCAGGACAGCAUCGCCGAGCAGGCGCAGCGCGACCGCAUCGAGCGCGGUGCCUCCCCGCCGUCCCACGAGGCCGACCGCCUCCACCGCGUGCCCGUCAUGGAGGUCUACCUCGAGGGUCACCACAUGGUCAUGGAGGACGAGGACGGCAACGUCCUCCGGACGGAGGACGUCAGCCAUAUUUCGCCCGAGGAGCGGGAUCGCCACAUCGAGGAGCAGCGGGUGAAGCUCUUGCGCGAGCGCCCGGUCAAGGGCCAAGCCGAGAUCGCCCCAGCCCCGACCCCAGCCGCAGCUGCAGAGGAGACCCCCGCCGGACCGCUCACCUCGAUGCGCCAACGCCUCGCUCGGUUUGUGGGCAUGGACCGCUCUCACCCGUCCACGCCAGAGACCCCUGACACCACCGCCACCACCACUACCGCCACCCCGGCCGGCCCAUCGUCGCCCGCGGCAGCCCCCGCGCCCAAGCCCAAGGGCAAAGCACGGUCCGCGCACGCCUACCAGUUCGGUAACACCAUCAUCGUGGAAGACGAAGACGGCGAGGUGCUCAAGAAGUACUCGAUCCCGUCGUCGUCGUCCGAGCGGCCCGAGGGCGCGGCGCCCGUGCGUCGCGGCCUCACCCGGAUGGGCACGUGGUUCGGCAUGGAAGAAAAGGACGAGACGGCGCAGCAGCAGAAGCAGACCGCCAAGAACCGGCAAGCCGCCCGGGACGAGUGGAUGGCGGACGACGGCCUGCGGUUCACCAUCGCCGCGGACGACACCGUCGGCCGCCGCGGCGUCGGCCACAAGGGCACGCGCAUGACCAAGCACCAGUUCGCGGAGCAGCUGCGCGGCCUGGGGCCGCGGGCGCGUCGCACCUUCGUCGAGGAGUCGGACGCGCCCGAGCGGGUCAAGGACGCCGCGCGGUCGCACGCGGAGGCUGCGGAGGAGGGCCAGAGUCAGCAGCCGCCACGACGACAGUCCGACCCGGGCGUGACCCCGCGUGACGAUGGCUUCGCGCAUGAUCCCGUCGAAGCCGCCGGCCGCGCCGCAGCCGAGGAAGACCUGACGUCGUCGAGCGAAGUCAGCGACGAGGCCGACCGCGCGGGGCGAGCAAGUCCCGGCAACGACGUCGCGGCGUCUCUGGCGCGCGUGACCCGCGGCAGCGCCGCCCAAGCCCGCCGCAGCAACCUCGGCCCGUCGCAGCUGCGCGCACGACGCGACUCGGAAGACGACGGCACGGACCGAGUCCCCCCGUCGGAGCUCCGGCAGGCAGCGGGGCUGGAUCGGCCGCCGCAGGAGGCCGACCUAGGCGAUACGGGCGAGACGCCCGCCGAACGCCGCCGUCGUCUUGCUGCGUUAGGCGAGCUAGCCUCUGACUCGGACUCUGCCUCUGAAGACGACGACGAGGCGAUCGAGUCCGGGAGUGAGGACGGGGACGAAGACCGCCGGGGUAAAUCCGGACGAGGCGAGUCGAGUUCGUCCGAGUCGGGACAACGACAUCGGACGAAGAUAUCGUGGGGAGGUGAGAAGGGGCGGUGAUUGAUAUCGGGUAGUAUUAUUAUGUUGAUUAUAUUGAUUGAUGUGGUUAUUGAUUGGUUGAUUGAUUUGAUUUGAUUGAUUGAUUGAUUGAUUGACUGGUUGAUGAUUGAUUAUUGAUUGAUGAUUGAUUGUAUAGGAAGGGGAAGGACAUAGCAUAAUAGAUAUACAUAAGACACAGUAAGAUAACUUAUUAUUUAGAUAGAGUAAUAGUCUGUAGAGUAGUAGAUAGUAGACAACAGAGUAGCAGCGUAGCAG
Molecule: messenger RNA, 3807 nt
Organism: Aspergillus campestris IBT 28561
Lineage: Eukaryota; Fungi; Ascomycota; Eurotiomycetes; Eurotiales; Aspergillaceae
Product: Na+/H+ antiporter Nha1
Exons: 2
Coding region: 355-3552 (1065 amino acids)
Biological process (GO): intracellular potassium ion homeostasis; regulation of membrane potential; sodium ion export across plasma membrane
Cellular component (GO): plasma membrane
Molecular function (GO): sodium:proton antiporter activity
Source: RefSeq, a predicted model, not a curated record